AUGGAGAUCAAACUUGCUAGCCAUGAACAUCCUAUGGAUUACCAUUGGUUUCACGAGAGCGAUUACAAAAAGUGUGAUAAAUGUAGAGAGAAAAUAUGUGGUGCCGCUUAUGCAUGUGUUAGGUGCGGAUUUGGGUUGCACGAAUCAUGCGCCAAAUCUCUGCAACAUCUACCUCGAGAGAUUACACAUCCUCUACACUCUCACCACCAUCUUGUACUAGAUUGGUCUGGUCCUCCCAGAAAAUUCACCUGCGACUUAUGUCUGAAAGCUUCUUCCGGCACCAACUACGGCUGCUGUCGGUGCAAGUUCGAGGUCGAUUUAGCAUGCGCCUUUGCAGGUGGUGAUGAUCAUUGGACGAGGAUGAGAUCUGAUGCAGCGAGGGAUCACGUGAGGAUUCAACAUUACUGCCACCGUCACUCGUUGAUCCUCUACAAAUUUAGCAGUGCGGGUGAAACUGAUUAUAAUUGUAGUUGGUGUGACAAGCCUUUGACUGGCACCGUCUAUGGUUGUAAAGGAUGCAGUUUCUUCCUCCAUGAAUUCUGUACUGAUGAGAUACCCAAAACCUUGAACCAUCCUUUCCAUCCAUCACACCCUCUUCGCUUGGGUUUCCAUGACUAUGUGAAUUCCAAUACCAGAAGAGUACUAUAUUGCGAAGCUUGUAGAAAUGACGUUGGAGGCGGAAAAUUCAAAAGCACAGCCAGCUACGGUUGCCAGAAAUGCGGAUUCUACCUUGAUAUUGACUGUGCAAAGCUCUCACCAACCCUUAAACAUGAGUGCCACAACCACAACCUCACUUAUGUUGGUCGCACUUUCGGAAAGCGUUUGCAAAAUUUCAGAUGCCAUUCCUGCCGUGAGCUUUUUUCUGGAACCAGAUCACUCUAUCGUUGCGUGCAUUGCGACCUCAAUUUUCACCUCAAAUGUGUUUCAGUUCCACCCUUAGCUGAAAAUAGAUAUCAUAGACAUCCCCUCAUCCUAUCUAAACCAAUUAGAGAAGAUGAGGCUGGAGAGUGUUUCUGUGAUAUUUGCGAGAAAGAACGGAAUCCCACACAUGAAGUUUAUUUUUGUCAGGAAUGCACGUUUAUCGCUCAUAUUGAAUGCACGCUCAAUCGGACGGAAGCUUCACCUAAACCAGAUUCAUCCUCAGCUCCCAUAUUCAUGGAGCAGACUGAAACGACUCUGUUUCGACCUGUGUUGCAUGUACAUCCAUUGAAAUUCUGCAAGGCAACUGAUGAAAUCUUGAAGCAUCAACGUUGCACACUUUGUCGUUUAGAUGUUAGUGGUCCACGUUAUUUUUGUGAAAAAUGCCUACAUGAGCGGGGUGGAGUUUUUCGACCUAACUGGGGUAGAUCAGUUUUUGUACAUGAAGAUUGUGCUAAAUUAGCUGAUGAGAUACAACACCCUCUUCAUCCCCAACAUCAACUAUUCCUCUCUGCUGGAGCUCUGGGUCUUAUUUUAUGUGAUGAGUGUCAAGGAAUUUUUUUAGGCUUCGUCUAUCGCUGCAAGGAGUGUGACUUCAAGCUCGAUUUGAAAUGCGCGACUCGAGCGCCCUCUGAGCGUCGAGCAUCGACAUCGAAAGAGUGGGAGAGGGAGACUGAGUUAUUCCAUUUCAGCCACAACCAUAAUCUUAUCUUUGGCAAUUACCCUGACACAUUACGUCAAAUAGAAUGUCGGUUUUGUGGACUGCAAAUCUUGGGUCCAACUUACUGGUGCAUGAGAUGUAAUUGGUUUAUUCAUGAAUCUUGUGUUAGGUUACCAGAAGAGAUGCGAGUCCCACUUCACUCGCAACACAGUUUGACUCUCAAGUACAGCAGGACACUUGAAGGGUGCCAUGCUUGUGGAGCAAGUUUCUGCUGGAAUGGAGGUAGCUAUGGAUGUAAAGAUUGUGGCCUCCACUUCCAUAUUGCAUGUGCAAUUUCCCUAAGGCGUCCUCUCAAACGUGAUUCUCACCUCCACCGUCUUUACUAUUUUGGGGCACAUUUCCAUCGAUUCUUUGCCAGGUACCCCUCCGCUGAACUUUCUUGUUGUCGCUGUGAUGAAACUUGCAGCGGACAAUCCUUCUACCGAUGUCUCGAGUGCCGUAUAAAUUUUCACAUAAAAUGUGUCCCCGUACCUCAAGCCGUGGAAUCAAAAAUUCACAUUCAUCCUUUAGUUCUUAAAGACUUUUUUACUGAAGACGAUUCGGAAAAGUAUUAUUGUGAUGCAUGUGAAGAAGAAAGGCAUCCAAAAGAUCACGUCUACCUCUGCAAGGAAUGA
Hibiscus syriacus is the source of this 2253-nucleotide messenger RNA. RefSeq lists its product as uncharacterized. The coding region runs from base 1 to 2253 and encodes 750 amino acids. The record is from RefSeq and is a predicted model, not a curated record. The transcript has 3 exons. Lineage: Eukaryota; Viridiplantae; Streptophyta; Magnoliopsida; Malvales; Malvaceae.